Oncorhynchus nerka (sockeye salmon) is the source of this 4614-nucleotide messenger RNA. RefSeq names its product monocarboxylate transporter 9-like. Gene Ontology annotation, cellular component: membrane. Bases 1819 to 3456 code for a protein of 545 amino acids. Gene Ontology annotation, biological process: transmembrane transport. The record is from RefSeq and is a predicted model, not a curated record. Gene Ontology annotation, molecular function: monocarboxylic acid transmembrane transporter activity. The transcript is spliced from 6 exons. NCBI's taxonomy places the organism in Eukaryota, Metazoa, Chordata, Actinopteri, Salmoniformes, Salmonidae.
AUGUAUUUCCUCUUGUUAAUAAAAUAACAAUAGGCUACUAUAUCACAACAUUAUAGCAUAGCAGGCCUGUGGCUAUAUACAGCGUUAUAUAUUUUGUUGGCUAUGUGUAAUGGGUGACGAAUAUCAGUGUAGUUCCUUUGUUGCAGAUGCUGAUAAAACCCAUAUUGUUUCAUAAAGAAAAAUAGGUAGCUACACUACAUGUGUAUAUAUGGACACCUGAUCAUCGAACGUCUCAUUCCAAAAUCAUGGGCAUUAAAAUUGACUUUGUCCCCGCUUUGCUGUAAUAACAGCCUCCACUCUUCUGGGAAGGCAUUUCACUAAAUGUUGGAAAAUUGCUGUGAGGACUUGCUUCCAUUCAGCCACAAGAGCAUUAGAGGUCGGGCACUGAUGUUGGGCGAUUAUGCCUGGCUCGCAGUCGGCAUUCCAAUUCAUCCCAAAGGUGUUCGAUUGAGUUGAGGUCAGGGCUCUGUGCAGUCAAGUUCUUCCACACUGAUCUCAAUAAACCAUUUCUGUAUGCAUUAUGUGUGCACCUCAUUGUGCACUCGGGCAUUGUCAUGCUGAAACAGGAAAGGGCCUUCCCCAAACUUUGCCACAAAGUUGGAGGCACAUAAUUGUCUAGCAUGUCAUUGUAUGCUGUCAGUUAAGAUUUCCCUUCAUUGGAACUAAGGGGCCUAGCCCGAACCAUGAAAAACAGCCCCAGACCAUUUUUCCUCCUCCACCAAACUUUACAGUUGGCACUAUGCAUUGGGGCUUGUGGUGUUCUCCUGGCAUCCGCCAAAAGCCAGAUUCGUCGGUCAGACUGCCAGAUGGUGAGCUUUACACCACAUGGUGAUCUUAGGCUUGUGUGCAGCUGCUUGGCUGCUUGGGAAUCCCAUUUCAAGAAGCUCCCGAACAGUUGUGUUGCUGAUGUUGUGUAAACAGUAUAGACUUUACGUCCGUCCCCUCGCCCCGACCUGGGCGCGAACCAGGGACGCUCUGCACACGUCAACAGUCACCCUCAAAGCAUCGUUACCCAUCGCUCCACAAAAGCCGCAGCCCUUGAACCACUACUUCAAGGUCUCAGAGCAAGUGACGUCACCGAUUGAAAUGCUAUUUAGCGCCCACCACCGCUAACUAGCUAGCCGUUUCACAUCCGUUACAGUUGCAUCCAGAGGCUGUUUGGAACUUGGUAGUGAGUGUUGCAACCAAGGACAGACAAUUCUUUAUGUGCUAUUCACUUCAGCACUAGGCUGUCCCUUCUGUGAGCUUGUGUGGGGCCUACCACUUCGCGACUGAGUCAUUGUUACUUCUAGACGUUUCCACUUCACCAUAACAGCACUUACAGUUGACCGGGACAGCUCUAGCAGGGUAGAAAUUUGACGAACUCACUUGUUGGAAAGGUGGCAUCCUAUGAUGGUGCCACGUUGAAAGCCACUGAGCUCUUCAGUAAGGCCAUUCUACUUCCAAUGUUUGGUGAUUGCAUGGCUGUGUACUCGAUUUUAUACACCUGUAAGCAACAGGCGUGGCUGAAAUAGCCAAAUCAACUAAUUUGAAGGGGUGUCCACAUACAUUUGUGUAUAUAGUCUAUGUGUAGAUGGCACGGUGUUCCUCAAUAUAAUGGUGUUUAGCCUACCCGCAAAUUGAUAGAUGCACAACUUUUGCUUUUAAAAACUAAUAGGUAGAAGAGAGGAUGCUGCAGUAGUGCUCAUAUGAAUGGUGAUUUUAUUUCUUAUUAUUGUUAGCACUGGAAAGCGUGGGCCUCUAAAAGUUCAGUGUUUCGUGCCAGAACUGAGGGGAGAUGGACAAAAGGCAGGUUCAAGUAGAAGGUAGGCAGUCCAGAUGCCAAACUCCCCGCCUUCAAGGUGUGGUCUUUGUGAUGGCACAACAUGGUCAGAGCAGGAUGAGAAGGUUGCAUUCUGUUUUAAACAGAUGACCUGCCUGGUAGACCAGACAAGAGCAGCAUCAACAUCAAGACGAACCCUCCCUGUUGACAGCAUGAGUCUUCAGAGCUCAAAGAAUGUGCUGGAUGGAGGUUGGGGAUGGGUCAUUGUUGUGGCCUGCUUCGUGGCCCAGUUCCUGGCCUACGGCUCCCCCCAGUCCGUGGGCGUCCUGUACCCGGAGUGGCUUCACGCCUUCCAGGAGGGGAAAGGCAUGACAGCCUGGGUUGGCUCCCUGGUCUCUGGAGUGGGACUCAUAGCCAGUCCGGUCUGCAGUGCCUGUGUGGAUAACUUUGGGGCGCGCCCUGUGACCAUCUUCAGUGGGGUCAUGGUGGCAGGGGGCCUGAUGCUCAGUGCCUUCGCUCCUAACGUCCAGUUCCUCAUCUUCUCUUACGGGAUCGUCGUCGGUCUUGGCUGCGGUCUUGUCUAUGCUGCCACAUUGACCAUCACCUGUCAGUACUUUGACAAGAGACGUGGCCUCGCCCUCGGCAUAGUCACCACAGGCACAAGUGUGGGAGGGUUCCUCUAUGCCACAGCUCAGAAUGAACUGAUUCUUCUCUUUGAUCUGGAUGGCUGCCUGCUGAUCAUCGGGGCCUUGGCCCUCAACCUCAUGGCCUGUGCCGGCUUCAUGAGGCCUCUGAACAUGCCUGCCUAUUACCUCAAACAAAAGGCUGCUCUGGAGCGCACAGAGGAGCAGCUCUUUGAGAACCCGCCUGCUGACGACUUCAAGACUACACCAGGCACCUUGACGGUCAAGGAUCUCCUGAUCAUCAUUGACGCCAAAGACAUCACCAUCACUACAACUAGCAAAAAAGGGGGCUUCGUGGCAGGUUCAGCCAUUGUGAAAAUUAUCAAGGAGAAGCGUCAGGCCUACUCAAAGUACAUGCACUCCACAGCUGAUUUCCUGCACGACAGAAUCUUCAUGGCCCUCUGCAUCGCCAUCUUCCUGUUUAGCCUGGGAGCCUUCCCUCCAGUCCUCUUCAUGGAGGACGUGGCCAUGAGUGAGGGCCUCAUCGACGAGGUCAGCAUCAUCCCCCUGGUUUCCAUUGUAGCAGUCACUGCCGGCAUGGGCAAGCUGACCCUGGGCAUACUAGCAGACGUGAGGUGGAUCAACAGUCUGUUCCUGUAUGCCUUCACCCUGCUGGGGACUGGGGCAGCCCUUCUCCUCAUCCCUAUCUCCAAGAGCUAUGUAGGCCUGCAGAUCCUCUCAGCUGUGGUGGGCUUCUUCUCUGGGAACUGGUCCCUAACAUCAUACAUCACCACCAAGAUCGUGGGGCUGGACAAACUGACCCAAGCCCAUGGGAUCCUCAUGUUCUUCGGUGGAUUCGGGAUCGUGCUCGGGCCCCCUGUUGUUGGGUGUUUUUUUGACUGGACCCAGUCCUAUGACCUGGCCUUUUACUUCAGUGGAUGCUCUGUGCUCCUGGGUGGGGUCACACUCUUUCUAUGUGCUCUGCCCCGGUGGGACAAAAAGAAGGCUGAUAUCGACAGGUUCGACAUUCAGUACACCAGCAACUGUGACAAAGUUGCCUCUGUAGCCUGAACACCAACUUUCACAUCAACCUUGCUCUACAGUGUUCCCAGGAAUCUUUGCUGAUAAAUGUUAUACCCUUCAAGAGGUUGUUGAGAAGUAUUCCUAGUGCCGGAUUUCACAUACCUGAGAAGAGUAUUGAAGAAGAUUUGGCCUUUUCUAUACAUCUUUAGUGUUUUUAAGACUUCUUGCAUUAUACUACAGAAUUUUGAAAGAUCCCUAUGUUGAACAUUGUAAUUACGGUCUCAUUUUAAGAGGCCUAUUCAACUAAAUGUUUUUUAAACAAAUGAAUGCUGUUUUUUUACAUUUCCGGAUCUUCACUGGGCUCAAAUGGAAUAUACUUGUGUACUUUGCCUGUGAGAAUUGACCAGGUAUUUCCUCUAGGGAAAAAUACAGGGAUUGGGGAAAAAACAAGGGAAUGUACUCUUUUUAAUUCUAGCCGAACAAACUGUUUGUUUCUAUCUUACCAAAGCACCAGGAUGGUGGAUGCCUGUCAACAUGUUAUGCCUGAUGAAUACAAGCAUUGCUUUUAAAGGAUAGAUGGAUCUUGAUUUUAAAUUCAUUGGCAUUGUGCUGUAUUUUGCUUGUACUGUCCAAACGUGUUUGUUUGAGUUCGGGAGGUACUGAACACCUCAUUUUGUCUUGACCUGACUAAGAACUUGCUGAAGAAUAUGCUGUGCAAAUACCAGAGACUGUACUGGAAUAAAGCCCAGUUCCUCUAAUGCAUGCUGGUUCUGUGUGGCAUGACCGGUUUCCUGCAUUUGUUCAGCAGAUUGGUUCAAAUCUGUUUUUUCUGUCUUUGUUUUUUGUUUUUUAACAGCACUAUAUUUUGUAGUUAUGAUUUUAUAUUUUUAAAUAAUUGAAUGAUUGUGAUUCCUGCUUUGUUAGUCACUUGAACAUCUGAUUUUUGUAUGUAAACUGUACCACACUAUAUAAUAUUGUUUUAUUCUCAGUCAAGCGUCUUUGUAGAAGUAUUUACAGGGUAUAAAAUACAAAAUAUCUGUGAUCCAAAAAGGCUAGAAACAGUAGAGCUGUCACUUUUUAUAUGAUGUUGGACCACUUUCUUAUAAUUUUUUUAAUGUCAGUGUUACAGAUUUAUGUUUGCAAUAUUUCUCUUCUAUUUUGUUAUUUUCAACAAAAGUGCCAAUAAAAUGAAAUUCAAUAUUGUGA